AACAGUACGGAUGUAUGUCGAAGUUGUGUGUAUUCAAAGUUUACAUCUUCUCCGAUAUAGUGACGAAAUGAUGAAGUGAAUUUGUUUCAAAAUCGUGUGUUAAGUGAUUGCAUGCAAUUCUUUGCCCAAUACGAAAAUUACUCUGUUUCUGUAAUCGAAGUGCUAAUAAGAUCGAUACAAUAUUACAUAAAAGACUUGAGUGCUUUUGUGCACCUGAACAAACGUGCAACAGAAUUUGGUCGGUUUGAAGUUAAAAACCAAGAACUGAUACGAUACACAAACACAAACUGCACAGCCAACACCUACAUUUCAUGUGCGGUUUGCAAUUGAAAAUUCGAAAGAAUCGACGAUUUGUAAAAUUCGAAUUGCGAAAACAACGAAGUGAAAUAGACCGACCGACUGCGAAAAAGUGAACGUGAAACAGUCGAAAACUAUAAGAAAAAAUUAAGACUUGAUAAUUUCGUAUUCAGUGACGUGCGCAUUGUGCUGCAGCAGUGAAAUAAAAACGAAUUAUAUAGAAAAAUGUGUGGAAAUUCGAUGGUGUCGAUUGUGUGUGAUCAUACAAAUAAAAAUUGAAAAAUAUCAAACAGUGAAUACACUCGGUGUGUAGCGUCUAAUCAAAUUCACCGUAUGUUUGUGGCAAGCUGCAACCCGUGGCCGCUCUCUGUGUAUUACGCAUUAAAUGCGACUGCUAUUCCUUCUCUUUCUCUCUCUUUCUCUGUGUGUUCAAAAUAAACGCUCCAUCAAAAUACAUUUUAUGAUUUGCUAAAUGCGUCUAUCGUUUACGAUUUUUUUAACAUAAAUUACGGUCAAUCGCACACAAAACUGUAGGAACUAGUGAAACAGUCGGCAGUCGGCUCUAUUGCAAUUAAAUUAUAAAACAGAAAACGAACAGUAUAAUAACAAAAGUUAAUAUGAAAAAAGUGAAAUUAGAUUAUCGAUACACUGACGAUCAUCGAGGGAAACAACGAUCACGUCCGAUUGCCGCAUUUCUCAAGACAAUGUUUAAAUUAGAAAAUGUUACGAUUUUAGUUUUAUUAGUAUUAGCACAUCAAAUCCAUGGAAUUUAUUCACAAGUGUGUGGUCAACCGGCCGUGCCGUUGAAUGCAAAAGUAAAAACAACAGUUUCCGGCCAAUCGGGCAUAUCAGAAGCGCAUUAUGAAUGCGAUUCGGGAUAUGAAUUAUUCGGUCCAAGUGUCACGAAAUGUGAUCCAAAGCGUGGAUGGGAAAAAGAUCUACCAUUUUGUGGUACAAAUGUGGCAUACCGAAAGCCGGUGAAUCAAUCAUCAUCAACGCGAGCUGGUCCGGCUGGUUUAGCAAACGAUGGUAAAUUGGGUAAUGAAAAUCCCGACGAACAAAAAUGCUCGGAAACACAAAAAGAGGUAUCGCCAUGGUGGCGCGUCGAUUUAUUGGCACCGCAGACGAUUCGCGUUGUGAGAAUCACAACAAGAGGCUGUUGCGGAUUUCCACCGCUUCAAGAUUUAGAGAUUCGAGUUGGAAACAGUAGUUUCGAUUUGCAACGUAAUCCAUUGUGUGCAUGGUAUCCAGGAACUGUGGAUGAAGGCACAUCAAAAACAUUUACAUGUGCACGACCUUUGGUCGGCCAAUUCGUUGCCAUUCAAUUAGUUGGUGUUGAAGGUAGUCUCAGUUUGUGCGAAGUCGAAGUAUUUUCGAACGAUGAAUUUUCAUCCGAACGGUGUGCCGCUCCAAAUUUAAAUGCGGACACAGUGUUACAAACAUUCGACCGUACUUGUUUUGAAUUCCACGUUACACGCGGCGAGAGCUAUGAAAAGGCACAACAAAUCUGCAAAUCGCACGGUGGAGAUUUGAUUCACGAUUUCCGCGGAACAACGAAAGACUACAUUUUAUCGGAGCUUGAACGACGCAAGACGGAGCUUCGUACACAAUUGGUUUGGAUUGGUGCGCAAAAAGAGCCGGGAUACACAUCACGCACAUGGAAAUGGGUUAAUGGUGAUAUUGUAUUGAAGCCCGCAUGGGGCCGUGAUCAACCGAACAAUUACAAUGGCGAACAAAAUUGUGUUGUCUUAGACGGCGGGAGGAAUUGGUUAUGGAAUGAUGUUGGCUGUAAUCUUGACUAUUUACACUUCAUUUGUCAACACGAGCCUCUGUCAUGUGGAAGUCCAGAUUCGUUGCAGAAUACAACGGUGUCGGGUCGAAAUUAUACGAAUGGUGCGAAUAUUACAUAUUCAUGUCCAAUUGGACAUGCCCUCAUCGGCAAUGGAAGUCGUCAAUGUGAAAAUGGUAUUUGGAGUGGAAAAGCACCGACCUGUAAAUAUAUUGACUGCGGUGAAUUACCGACACUUGAGCAUGGUGCAAUCAUUUUGCCAGAACAUAGAACAUCAUUUAGCGCUCAAGCCAUGUACACAUGCCAUGAAAAUUACACAUUGAUUGGCAAUGAGAAUCGCACGUGUGGCAUCGAUGGGUGGUCGGGCAAACAGCCACAAUGUCUUGUCGAUUGGUGUCCGGAUCCAAUACAAAUUGCUGGCGGAUCAGUUGAUUUGAGCGGCAAACGAGCCGGAGCAACAGCUGUUUAUAAGUGUGAUCAGGGAUAUGUGUUGAUUGGAGAUCCGAUCAUAACAUGUGGGUUAGGAGGAGAAUGGAGUGGAAAAGCGCCAAUUUGUCGAUAUGUUGAUUGUGGUACUCCAGUUAGACCGGAUCGGGGCAGCAUUCAAUUAGUAAAUGGCACAACAACAGUUGGUUCAAUCGUUAAAUAUCAGUGUGAUGAUGACUAUUGGCUUGUUGGAAAUGGUGAACUACGUUGCACGAAAGACGGCAAAUGGAGCGAUGAUGCACCGGCUUGUGAAUUGAUUACAUGCGAAGCACCAAAUCUCCCGCCGGGCUCAUAUGUCGUUGGUUAUGAUUACAACAUUCACUCAAUGAUUGAAUAUCACUGCGAUGCUGGUCAUAAGCUACGCGGUGAAUCUCAAUUGAAAUGCACAGAAACUGGUGAAUGGAGUGGAGAGGCACCCGUUUGUGAAUAUAUCGAUUGUGGUCCAGUUCAACCGAUUCCAUAUGGAUCAUUUAAAUACAUUCAGAAUACAACGUAUAUUGGAUCGGAAGUUGUGUACUCUUGCAUUAACUCGCAUCGGCUGCAAGGUGUUGAGAAACGACGAUGUUUGGACGGUGCCGCAUGGAGUGAUGAAACACCUAGAUGCGAAGAAAUUCGAUGCACUGAACCAGUUAUUGCACCACAUAGUAUUCUAUCGGUCACCGGUAACGACCGUAUGUAUGGCAGAACUUUAAUUCGUACCGCUGAAAAUAAUCCGAAAAAGAGCGUUCAAACUUAUAAAAUUGGAGCUCUUGCAAAAUAUCGUUGUGAACGUGGAUAUAAAAUUAUUGGCGAACCGUUGGUUACAUGCGAAGAAAAUGGCGCAUGGAGCGGAUCGAUGCCGGAGUGUAUAUUUGUGGAUUGUGAUCAACCGGCCGAAAUUAAAAAUGGAAAAGUGCUUCUAACCCAAAACGCAACAUACUAUGGAUCAACGAUUUUGUAUGAAUGUGAUGAAAACUUUAAAUUGGAUGGAAUUUCACGUCGACUGUGCUUAGAAAAUGGAACAUGGGGCCACGAUCCACCGUCUUGUGUUGAGAUAACAUGUGAUAUUCCAGAUAUGGCCGAAAAUGUGAUUGUCGAUGCUGAUAUUCGAACGGUUGGUUCAAUUGCAAAAUUCUCAUGUCCAAAGGGUCACAAUAUGAUCGGAAAUGAAACGCGCGUUUGUUUGAAAAAUGGUCGUUGGGCAGGAAAAUCGCCCAUUUGUAAACCAGUCGAUUGUGAUCGACCGAAUACAAUCGAAAAUGGUCGUAUUAUUGUUGUUAACGAAUCAACAAUCUACGGUGGUUCAGUGGAAUAUCAUUGCAUACCAAAUUUCCAACGAAUCGGUCCCUAUUUGCGUAAAUGUAUGGAUGAUGCGAAAUGGAGUGGCGAAGAGCCACGUUGCGAAUUGGCUGCCAGUGAUGCCCAAGACAGUGCUGGUCUUGGAACUGGCAUUGCAAUCGGUGUUGCUAUUAUCAUAAUCUUACUAGUUUUGAUCGCAUUAAUUGUACUGCAUCGAAACAAAGCCAGACCAGUUAAAAACACUGAAAAUGUUCAGGCGGCCGAAAGAAAAGAAGAUCAAAAUGCGGCCGUCAUGUCGUAUUCAAGUUUAGAAACAAAUCGACAAAAUAUGGAUAAUUUAUAUCAAAAUCAAGCCACCUUUAACACAUUCCAUCCACCUCAUUUGAACGACACUAACAAUCGAUCGACAGAAAAUAUUUACGAUCAAAUACCAGCAGAACCAUACUACGAUGCUCCCUAUGAGAUGCAAACAAACGAAGAUGUAUACGAACCAGAACCAUUGCCACCACCACCUCCCGCACAAGGAGCGGCCAGCGUUGUCACCAUAAAUGGAAUGGCGAUACGAUGAACAUCGUCCAAAUGAAAAUCUGAAUUUCUUUUUAAACACACACACGAAUACACUUUGAUAUGAAUGUUUUAAUGCCAAUUUGCAAAAUAUUGAUUGUGAGAAAUGACUGUCUUCUUGUUAGUCGAUAUAUUUUAAGCAAAGUAAUUUAAUCGUAGCUGAAAAUGAUAUGUAUUUAGUAUGUAAGCAAUUCAGUCAUUUUAAUUAAUGUAAAAUAGCAAAUGUCUUCACAAAAUGCACAGUAUAAUAGCAAGACCGUUCGGAUCUUGGAUUAAAUAUAUGUCGAUUUUAAAUUUAAAUUGUAACGAAUGAAUUGAACAAUUG
Contarinia nasturtii (swede midge) is the source of this 4739-nucleotide messenger RNA. It is a transcript of the gene fw, whose product is annotated as sushi, von Willebrand factor type A, EGF and pentraxin domain-containing protein 1. The transcript has 16 exons. The record is from RefSeq and is a predicted model, not a curated record. Lineage: Eukaryota; Metazoa; Arthropoda; Insecta; Diptera; Cecidomyiidae. The coding region runs from base 915 to 4418 and encodes 1167 amino acids.